AUGCGCGGGAAACCGUCAGAGGAGAAACAGGUGGAGAUGGGGGCUGCGGAGAACGGCACUGAGGAGGACCUGGGGGGCCUCACGGCAGAGGAGCUGCGGCAGGGCCAGGAGGCGGCCCUGACGCUGGAGGACAUGAUGGCGCUGAGCGCCCAGACCCUGGUCCGAGCCGAGGUGGACGAGCUCUACCAGCAAGUGCGUCCCCUGGGCCAGGGCCGCUUUGGCCGGGUCCUGCUGGUCACCCACCGUCAGAAAGGCACAGCCCUGGCCCUGAAGCAGCUCCCGAAGGCCUCCACCACCCUCCGCGGCUUCCUGUACGAGUUCUGUGUGGGCCUCUCCCUGGGCUCGCACUCGGCCAUCGUGGAGGCCUACGGCAUUGGCGUGGAGUCCGCCGACUCCUACAGCUUCCUGACCGAGCCUGUCCUGCACGGGGACCUCAUCGCCCUCAUCCAGCCCAAGGUGGGCCUUCCGCAGCCGGCAGCCCAGCGCUGUGUGGCCCAGCUGGCCUCGGCCCUGGAGCACAUCCACUCCCUCGGCCUGGUGUACCGGGACCUCAAGCCGGAGAACGUCCUGGUGUGCGACCCAGCCUGCCGGAGGGUCAAGCUGACCGACUUCGGCCACACGCGGCCCCGCGGGACCCUGCUGCGCCUGGCCGGGCCGCCCAUCCCCUACACGGCCCCCGAGCUCUGCGGCCCGCCGCCCCUCCCCGAGGGCCUGCCCAUCCAGCCCGCCCUGGACGCGUGGGCGCUGGGCGUGCUGCUCUUCUGCCUUCUCACUGGCUACUUCCCCUGGGACCAGCCCCUGGCCGAGGCCGACCCCUUCUACGAGGACUUCGUCAUCUGGCAGGCCUCGGGCCAGCCCCGGGACCGUCCUCGGCCCUGGUUCGGCCUGACGCCCGUGGCGGACACUCUCCUGUGGGGCCUGCUGGACCCUCACCCCCGAAGGAGGAGCCCCGUGAGCUCCGUCCGGGACUACCUGGGCCAGCCCUGGCGGCAGCGGGAGGGGGAGGCUGAGGAGGUGCCCCAGGCGGACGAAGGGGAUGAGGGGGACCUGGCGUGA
Hippopotamus amphibius kiboko is the source of this 1056-nucleotide messenger RNA. RefSeq names its product SH3 domain binding kinase family member 2 (gene SBK2). Bases 1 to 1056 code for a protein of 351 amino acids. Gene Ontology annotation, molecular function: protein serine/threonine kinase activity; ATP binding. The record is from RefSeq and is a predicted model, not a curated record. Gene Ontology annotation, biological process: peptidyl-threonine phosphorylation; peptidyl-serine phosphorylation. The transcript has 3 exons. NCBI's taxonomy places the organism in Eukaryota, Metazoa, Chordata, Mammalia, Artiodactyla, Hippopotamidae.